Molecule: messenger RNA, 1812 nt
Organism: Encephalitozoon intestinalis ATCC 50506
Lineage: Eukaryota; Fungi; Microsporidia; Unikaryonidae
Product: dolichyl-phosphate-mannose protein O-mannosyltransferase-like protein
Exons: 1
Coding region: 1-1812 (603 amino acids)
Source: RefSeq, a predicted model, not a curated record
AUGGCCAAGCCAUUGCAAACCAAGAUCAAGAGCUCUCGCUCAAACCAACUAGCCCAGGGUGUACUUAUAGUGAUUCUGUCGAUUCUUCUGUUCAAUAAGAAAGCAUCUAUAACAAGAGAUGAGACCGAGUUUAUAAGAAGUCUUAAAUCUUAUGAACAAGGGAGAUUCUGUCUCUACAAGCAUCUUCCAUUGCCAGGCAUACUCUGCCAUGGCCUGAAGAAGACCUUCUCGUAUAUGAAUGUUCCUUUGCUAUCCUUGGUAUUGGAAAGCCCUAGACUGGUCAGCCUUGGACUCUUUGUUGUGACCAUGCUGCAGAUCUCCUGGCUAUCCCAAGAAACAUACAAUCUGGAAGCUUCAUGGAUGGUUUUGGUGGUCUAUAUGGUCAGGUUGUUGGUCAACACUCAAACCAUAUUCUCCACAAACGAGAUGUUUUCUAUAUGUUUUCUUGCAGGAGGGAUUGUUCAGAUAAAAAAGAAACGCUCCUUUACCUCUGGGAUUCUGAUUGGGCUUUCGGUGGCGUCUAGCUGGGCAUCUCUGUGUAUUUUGCCUCCUCUUGCAAUAUUUUACGGCAUUGAACUGUUCUCAUUUGCAGCGAACCCUGUAAAUCGGUUAAGCAAGGCUUUUCAGAAACUUUUCAAAGGAAUUAUUGCAUUUGCAGUCAUCCCAGCUUCUAUAUAUUUCCUGUCGUUUCUUGUGCACUAUUCUAUCCAGAACCAACAUGCAAGAGAUGCCGAAAAGUUUUCUGUCGAAUUCCAAGCAACACUGAAAGGAAGCAUGCACGAGCCCACAGACAAGUAUCUCAUGGACAGAAGCAUAGUUACUAUCCUAAACCAAAAACACAACGUGUAUUUAAAUAUGAAGGAAGGCAUUCCCUCAUGCUCUGGACAGAAGGCGGAAGACUCCAUGUGGAUGAUCAUUAAGGUUCAUUCCAACCACUCGGGGGGAGAAGUUGAGGAGGAGGGUAGAUACAUUAAUCAUGGAGAUCUUGUGAAGAUGGUGGAGUUUGGAAGUAAUAUGUGUCUGAGGGUUGUGAAUGAAGACACAGAAGACAAGUUUAGAAAAGUUCUUGGAUUUGUCCAGGAGGACAACGAAGCAAAUGAAGAAGAUAUAUGGCAGAUAAUCGGAGAUGGACCAGUUGUCAGCAGGAACUCGUUGGUAAGAUUCAGGCACUACAAAACAGCAAUGGAUCUGUGUAUCAGGAGCCUCCGGAGAUCCGAGGAAAGCGAAGAUGGAGAAAACACUAUUGAAAAAGGUGUGAGUGGGUCGUUGUACAGCGAUAACAAGUCUAGACUGUUCUACAUCAGUGAUAACAGAAACCAUGACUUCUUCAAGAAGAACUUUGAGGAUGGAAGGCCUAAAGAAGAAGUCCUUAACUUUCCCCAAAAGGGCUUUAUGUCAAAGAUGUUUGAGCAUCAUAGGAAACUCAUAAAAACGUCCUCUGGGUGGAAAUGGGGUUCACCAGGUUACUCCAUGCUACAUCUUCAAAGUGGGGAGAGGUAUUUGAUGAAACACGACAUAGUUUUCAAUAUCUUUACAGUUGUAUCUUCAUUUUUAUUUCCUGUAGUACUUCUGGCCAACCACAUUUCUUGGAAGAAGUACGAUAAAGGUUUUAGAGCGAGAAAAGACGAUUCUUUUGUAUGUGUGAUGUACUUCUGUGCAGUUCUUAUGGGAAGCAUCCUCGGUUUUGGCCUAGCACCCUUGGAAAUGUUAAGCACCUGGAUGAUGCUGAACCUUGUGUUCCUUCUUGGGAUGAAGCCAGCCUUGAUUUUCUUUUCUGUCCUCCUCUCUACUUCGAUGAGAAUCUUGAGAUAA